AUGAGUGGAGCUGGAGUAGAAGCUAUCCUCCUAGCACUACAUCUACCUCGUGGCCUCUACUUUCUUCUACUGUUCAUCCUCUACCUACGCCUAGUCCUGCUAACCCUCCUCCUAGCAGCGGCAACAACAAUGUCCUGGCAAUUGGAAGGUGGCGCUACCUCAGUGUGGUGUCAGUGUGGGGUCAGUGAAUCUAUGUCGGUGCUUUUGACGCCGAUGAUGGUGGGUUUGGCGUGGGCGUCCCCCACGGUAUCGCUGCGUCCUCGUUGUGACAUGGAGAGGACCACCCUCAUCCACCUGGUGCAUCGUUCCCCUCUUAACUUCCUCCCCCAAUUUCCCAUCCAGCGCCUCAUCUCCAGACCCCUCCUUCUCCGGAGGCCUCUUUUCCUCUCGUCGUCUUCUCUUCCCACCACAGCUCUUCGUUGCGUUAUUCACACCUCUUCCCGCUGCCCCCGUGCUGCCUCUUCAUAUUUUUGCUGGCUUUGA
This is a messenger RNA of Hydatigera taeniaeformis, 483 nucleotides long. The record is from the annotation of a GenBank genome assembly. NCBI's taxonomy places the organism in Eukaryota, Metazoa, Platyhelminthes, Cestoda, Cyclophyllidea, Taeniidae.